AUGUUUCUGUGGGCAGGAAGCAAAGGCGCUCACGGAUCGGGAAGUGAGAGAAGGACCAUCUACCAGAAGAUCCGUGAGUAUGACGUUUUGGACAAGAGGAAAAGGGUGACUGCGCUGAAGCCAGGGGAGGACAGGGCCAUUCUGCUGGGCCUGAGCAUGAUCUUCUUCUCCGUGAUGAUGUACUUCGUCCUGGGAAUCACCAUGGUGCGCUCCUACUCAGAGAGUGUGUGGACAGAGGAGUCCAUCUGUACGGUGUUAAACUCUAGCAUUGUGGCAGAGAUUAACUGCAGUUACAGCUGUGGAGCAGAGUGUUGGAAAAACUCCAGAUACCCCUGUCUGCAGGUGUACGUCAGCCUGAACGCGUCGGGCAGAGUGCUGCGUCUGUCCCACAACGAGGAGGCGCAGGAGACCAACCCAGAGUGUUUUUAUGUGCCUAAGUGCAGGAAGGACUUCUCUGUCAUGCACACCAUGGUGCUGAACAUCUCAGAGCGGCUGAAGAUGCACCAGCAGGUUCCGUGUUUCUACGAUCCGACCGAACAGCACGACAGUGUGAUCCUAAGUCGUCUUUACGACUGCAGCGCCAUCUUCCACUCUCUGUUCUGGCCCACGUGCACUCUGGUCGGGGGCACGCUGCUCAUUGCCAUGGUCAAGCUCACCCAAUACUUGUCCAUUCUGUGUGAGCAAAUCAGCCGGAUCAAAAGGUGA
Chanos chanos (milkfish) is the source of this 705-nucleotide messenger RNA. RefSeq names its product S100 calcium binding protein P (gene s100p). Gene Ontology annotation, biological process: potassium ion transport; detection of calcium ion. Gene Ontology annotation, molecular function: potassium channel regulator activity; calcium-activated potassium channel activity. The record is from RefSeq and is a predicted model, not a curated record. NCBI's taxonomy places the organism in Eukaryota, Metazoa, Chordata, Actinopteri, Gonorynchiformes, Chanidae. Gene Ontology annotation, cellular component: voltage-gated potassium channel complex; membrane. The coding region runs from base 1 to 705 and encodes 234 amino acids. The transcript has 4 exons.